This is a messenger RNA of Saccostrea echinata, 1788 nucleotides long. RefSeq names its product F-box/LRR-repeat protein 21-like. Gene Ontology annotation, molecular function: protein binding. Bases 79 to 1497 code for a protein of 472 amino acids. The record is from RefSeq and is a predicted model, not a curated record. NCBI's taxonomy places the organism in Eukaryota, Metazoa, Mollusca, Bivalvia, Ostreida, Ostreidae. The transcript is spliced from 2 exons.
AAAAGUGUACCAUUUAGCUGAAUCCACUCAAGAAGCACGUGACCACCAGAUAGAGAGAAUGCAAAUGAGCAUCCAGCUAUGAAUGUAGAAGCAUCUCCCGAUUUUGGCAACCUCCCGAUUGUCGUUUGGAUCCAUGUGUUGGAAUAUUUGACGCUCAAAGACAGAUACAGCACCUCUCUGGUGUGUUCAAACAUUUACAAUGCAUUUAAUCACCCCACACUAUGGCAGAAAGUAAAACUAGAUGUAGGAGGAAACUCAGGGAAACACAAAUACUUCCACUGUGUUAAAAUACCCCAAAGAAAUUUUCAUCUCGUUCGUAGGUUUGCAAGAAUGUUCCAUGACGUUACCUUUUCUAUUUGGGGACCAUUACAUAUAAGUUUUGGAGAAUGGAACACAGUGUUAGAAGAAAGCAUCAAUGAUUUUAAAUUGGGAUAUUUAACGUUGAACGUAGGUGGUUUGAGAAUUAUAUCAAAGGGAGGAGAAAGGAAACCUCUGACUGAAAAUAUGAAGCCUAUGGUAGACUUACUUAGAAAUCAGACACAUUUAAAGGCACUUGUCAUAAAUUCGUGGCCAGUUUUUGCCAAAUCCUUAGAGAAUCCAGAUGAAAAUAUAUUUCAAGCUGCUAUUGAAAAUGAAAAAAUUAAAGAUCUGAGAAAACUAAGCUUGUUCAAAUGCGAGUCCACAGCUUGGUCUGAGCGUAGACCACAUUUAAUUUCUGAAGAUUUGACACUGAAAUUGGCAGAUCACUUCAAGAAUUUGACCCAUUUGGCCCUGCGGUCGCCUAUGAUUACUUCAGACCUUAUUAAAAGUCUUUCAUGUAGGGGUAGAGAAAGGCUUCAACAAUUACAAAUAACAAUAAAUUUCAUCCCUGAAAACGAAUUCUUCAAAAUGCCUGAAGUAAAUGAAUCAGUUUGGAAAAAUUUCUCAAGUUACAACUCGAACGUGAAGGUGAAAGUUUUGGUUUUGUCAAGAGUACCACAUUACAAACUAGAAUGUUUCUUAAGGCCUGCUUGUCCUGUCUAUGAAAUAAAGUUUGGAGAAUAUAUCAGAAGUGAUAAGGAAUUUAUCGCUUACCUGGCAGAUACUUUCAAUUCGACACUGGAUACAUUUGAAUACAACGAAGAGGAUGGAGAUUUUGAAAGAGAGCUAAUCACUCUUGUUGAAAAUUCAGACCAAUUAUGUAGGUUAAAAUACCGCGGCAAAAUCAACUGUCAAAAUGUAAUACAUUUAGCGGAACUGAGGAAAAAGAAAUGGGAAUCGUUUCACUUUAUUAGAAAGAACAUUUAUAAAAAGAAUGUCGAGAAGGAACCGGAAAUGGCCUAUGACAGUGAUCAGGUCAUAGCGAAAAAUAAUGACGGAGUCUAUGUCCUCGUGAAUCUGGUGAAAUUUCAUGAACAGGUUUCUAUUCUAGACAGUGAAGAAGAGGAAUAUAGGAUGAUUGAGAAAGUGUCAGAAAAUUUGGGACGUCAUUGGUUCCCUGACGUCAUUGAUCAAUAGUCGAUGUACAAAUUUAAUUUGUUUAUACUGUAGGAAAGAGAUUGAGCAUCUUCACAAUGUCAAGGUUUUGUGACAUCGUUCUUCUUCACAAAUUUCACAAAACCUUGACAAUGUGAAGAUGGGGAUUGCUACAUGUAUGUUCAAGGUAUAUUUUAGCAUAAUGGCAUUAAGAAAUUGCAUCGAUCAUUUUGAUGACUAGAAAUUGAAAUAAAAUUGAAUUGAUUGUAUAUGAAUCAAUAUACGACUUUUAUGGUAAGAAGUAUUUAAUAUUUUUUAUGAUGAUGACAUGUA